This is a messenger RNA of Pyrgilauda ruficollis (rufous-necked snowfinch), 2633 nucleotides long. RefSeq names its product dynein axonemal light chain 4 (gene DNAL4). The coding region runs from base 1294 to 1626 and encodes 110 amino acids. NCBI's taxonomy places the organism in Eukaryota, Metazoa, Chordata, Aves, Passeriformes, Passeridae. Gene Ontology annotation, biological process: microtubule-based process. Gene Ontology annotation, cellular component: dynein complex. The transcript has 4 exons. Gene Ontology annotation, molecular function: dynein intermediate chain binding; dynein light intermediate chain binding. The record is from RefSeq and is a predicted model, not a curated record.
AAGGGGCUCCCGGGGGUGGCGCCGGCCCGGCGGGGUUCUGUCCUGCGGAGGUCGUGGCUUGGGUCGCCUGCGGGUCCCACGGGCCCCAUGUGACUGUUGGUGGUCUGACUCGGUGCUUUAGCCGACAGCUCUGUGUACGUGGCAUCCAUGAUUGGUGUGUCGCCUGGCACCGUGUUGGCUUCGUUUUCCUUUUAGUAUCAGCUCACCCUUACUCCCCUGGGUAGGAGAGGAAGAUGCUUUGUUGUGGGGGAGAGAAGCAGAGGGAGGACGGCGGUGGACUGCUCUGAGUCUCUCCGCCAGGGCUGUGCUCUGCGGUGCCCAGGCAGAGGCAGGCUGGUGAUGCGGCCCUGAGGCACGGCCGGAGUUUUCCCAUAUGGCCCUUCCCAGCUGACAAAUGCUCGGGGAUCUGAGGAGCAAGUGCACAAACGACACCAAGAUGUUCCUGUUAAACAUUUCCGUCCAGACGAGUACGCAGAUUCUGUGCCUAAAAUACUCCUGCCCUUCCCUUGUCAUGUGCAGCUUGAAACUAUUGCAGAUAAUAGUGUCCUGGGAAAAUCCUUUUGGAAUUAAUCAAGAGUGGUGGCAGCUGAUAUAUUGUUCUCUUGUCCUCUCCUGAAAGCUGUGACUUGGCUCAGCUCUUCCCUCAAGCUCCACUGGUGCUUCUGGGAAGUGCUGUGCUCCUCACUUAAGGAGAAAGAUACGGUUUAAUAAUUUGUUUGCAUUAAUGGUCUGUGAGCUAAGACUCUCAGGGGGGUGUGAAGGUGCUGUUGAGGAAAUGGCAAGUGAGUGAGAUAGCAUGAUAUUCUCGUAACAGUUUCAUUUGCCUUUUGUUUUCAUUGAAAGCCGUCUGUCUCUUGCCCAUGUUUGUUUUUGUUGAAGCAGUGUCCUCUAGGCCAAGAAGCGACUCCUCCUGCUGAAGAGAGGAACACAGAGCCCUGUUCCUCUCAGCUGGCUGUGCUGCAGCACUUUGCUGAACUCCAGGUAGCCCCUCUGCCCCUUCCUGGAGUCUCUGUGGACGGACCAUGGAAGAAACUGAGGAGGAAAAAAAGGACGAGGCUGAUUAUAAAAGGCUUCACAGUUUUCCUCUGAUUAGGCUGCUGUGAGAACAUGAGUACUGCUGGUCCUGUGGAGAGAUGCUGGUUGUCACUGCUGCUUUCUCCUUGUCCUUGACCUCUCCUGGGGAAAUCUAAUAGCUCUGGUGUUCCCUAUGACAGCCAGAGGAAGCCUGGGGCAAAGUGAUCCAUCAAACAGAUUGAGAGCACGCUGCCUUUGGAGCCCUCUCUUGUGUUUUGGAUGCAGCUUGCUUUUUGUCCUGGAGAAGCUGGAGCAAAAGAUCUUGCUGGCCAGCCAGAUAGCGGCAGCAGAAGAAAAGGCUGUCACUCGGACAUGCCGGAGGAGAUGCGCGUGGAGACCAUGGAGCUGUGCGUCACGGCCUGUGAGAAGCACGCCACCAACAACGAGAGCGCUGCCAAGAUGAUCAAAGAGACGAUGGACAAGAGAUUUGGGUCCUCCUGGCAUGUGGUGAUUGGGGAAGGCUUUGGCUUUGAGAUCACUCAUGAGGUGAAGAACCUGCUGUACAUGUUCUUUGGUGGCAGCCUGGCCGUGUGUGUCUGGAAGUGCUCCUGACCCCUGGCUGGGUCCCAGACUUGCUGAAUACAAGAGAUUUCUUCCUGCUUUUGACAAGUUUUGUAUGAUCUGGAGGUGGGGCUUUAUUUUUAAUACUUAAAUGUCAAGAUUUCUUUUUUUCAUACUGAUGUAACAGUUCUGUGGGAUACAUAAAGUUGGUGUGUGUGUGUGUGUAUAAAUUUGCUAAACUGUCCUGUCCUUGCUUGUGGGAUUUCUCAUCUCUCUGUGGCUCUUUCCUUGGUGUUUGAGCUGGAGCAGGAGGGAAGUGAGGAAUAGGUAAUCUCACAACACACUGCACAGCAGUGCCAGCAGGGGAGAGUGAAAGCAAAAAGGUGCCAUCUAGCCCUAUGGUUUUUCUUAACUCCCCUUUAUUCCACAUAGUUUUCCUCUCUCCUCUGCUUUCUCUGCUACCAUGCAGUAUGGCUCUGACCAGCACCUGUCUUUCCUCUCUCUGAAUGCUGCUUAUACGUUCUUCCUUUCUUCUAAGAUGUCUGUGCAGACCUGACAGCACCAAGGGUCUCCCUUCAGGCUGUCUGUGGAGGUGUGAGCCACAGGGAAGCAGUCCCAGCUUGCCCUUCCCUGCUGUUUUGGGAGGGUACAACAGCUGAGCUGCCUGGGUGUAGGAGGUUGCUAUGCAAACUGCCCCCUCCUUUCUCACCCACAGCACACUGAGACAGCAUGAAAACACAGGCGGCUGACGAUGCCUAGGGAGUGGGUGAGAGCUCUUUUUAAGGCUCAAAUGCCUCCCUGUCAGUUCCUGGGGGUGUUGCAAGUGCUGUGUACUUUCAGCAUCUUGUUUGGAGGCUGACAGAGAAAGGAGGCUCCAUGUGAAAUAUAACUUGGUCAUCAGAAACCUAAUGUCUUUCUGGACUUGCAUUCUUUUAGCCUGUUUCAUUUUUUAAAGCUGUUGCUGUUGGAGGAUCGAAUGAGCGUAACUAUGUUACAUGUAUGGCUUAUUUAUAAAACCUGGGGAACUGUGUUUUUACAAUAAAAGUUUCGUAAAAUGU